AUGACCGAAGGACUUCCUGAAACCACUCACUGGGUCGAUUCCGAAUGCUCGGUCCUCAAUAUCAACAACCUCUCAGUCUCCCUCAACGAUGUCAAGCGCGCCAUCCAGAGCACCUUUGAGCAUAUUGGCACUCUUUUGGGACAACUCUCUCAGCAUGUCACGCUACCUCCUUUUGAGCGGGUUGCUUAUCAGGACUCUCCCCACGUCACCGACAUUGGCUUCAAUUACUUGAAGGCUUCAGAAGCUUAUCACAAGCUCUAUGACGAUCGGUACUUGGUGAACGCUUUGUUACGCAACAGAGACCCUUGGGGCUUUUACCGGGACGAUGAAAGAUGGAACUACUCAGCAGUUCAGAAAUGGCUCGACUUGUCAGACGAGCUCACUCAAUCUCUCUACUUUUGCUUUCAUUGCGGGUGUGGUCAACCGGCUCGAGGAACCGAAGAGAUGUCAAUCAAGAUUAUCAACACCCCUGAAGGCAUCCGCAACGUUUUUUGGCGAGGACAAUCAUUUAUGAUCCGCACCACCUAUCACAAAGGCCAGUCCAUGUCAGGCCAUGGAAAGAACAGAGUGACAUUUCUGCCUGGUUUGCUCUCUCAGCAUCUCCAUCACUACUUGGCUUUUAUCCGCCCAGCUCAAAUUUGUUUGCUCCAGGCAGUCAACAAACUUGACCAUGUCGAACAACUCUUGACUCAUCUCUGGGUCAAUACCUCGACGGGUCUUAUGAAUACGCAGGCGUUGAGUUCAGCCCUUCACAAAACAUUUGUUCGACACGGUUUAGCCCCCUUGGGAGUCGCUGCUUGGAGGCAUCUUUCAGUGGCUAUUGACUGGGAUUACAGCGACCCUGCCCCUCCCUCAAUCACACCGGUGAUUCAGGUGUCAGCUUCUCUAUUGGCCAAGCAAGCUUUGCAAAGGUUUACCCACAAUCCAUCAGCCAAUUGGAAAUCUCCUUUCCAGGAACGCUGGAUGACGGCCAUCUUGGAGGCCAAAGAGGAUCUCCUCGUUGUUGCUCGGACAGGCGGUGGAAAGUCUUUGGGUUAUCUCCUGCCGCCUUUGGUCGAAUCAAAUCGGGUCACAGUAGUCAUCCAGCCCCUUAAGGCUUUGGGUUUAGAGACUAUGGACAUCUUGGCGCAACAUCACAUCCAGGCGGUUUACAUUGAUCAAGUUUCGGGGAUUUCAAUUUCUCACCAAACUCAAGUCGUUGUCGUUUCCGUCGAGGCUGCAUCUCAGAUAGGAUUUUUCACUGCGAUCCGCGCUAUCAAUCCACAUCGGUUUAUUAUUGAUGAAGCGCAUCAAUACCUUGAUGAUCGAACCUAUCGAAACUACAUGGCUGGGGUUGCACGAUUGCGCAGUAUUACUGGCCAGUUUGUCCUCAUGACUGGCUCCUUGGCACCAUCCAAACAACAAGAGUUGCUCCAGGGAGUCUUCAAUCUGGUCCAAGUCAAAUCAUUCCGAGAAUCGACCGUGCGACCCGAACUUCUUUGGGAUAUCAAAAACCGACAAUUGGGAUGUGCUGCGGAUAUGUUUGGAUUAGUCCUUCAAGAAUGGAAGGAGGGUUGCCAAGGUGAAGACAAGUCUAGGGCCAUGGUGUUUAUUCAAUCACACAAGGGGGUCACUGAAUUGGCUGGGAUGUUGGAGGAGGAAAAGAUACCCGUGGCAUAUUAUCAUGCUGGACUGGACUCGGACGUGGCAGCGGCUCAGGCUAGCAAAUGGGGUUCUACUGGUCGAUGUGUUAUGGUGGCCACCUGUGCAUUUGGAACCGGAAUCAACUAUCCUCAUGUUCGGAGGGUGAUGGUGUUGGGGAUUCCAAAUAUGGACAACAUCAACCAAGUCUUCCAGCAAGCAGGCCGAGCCGGACGAGAUGGACGCCACGCCAAAGUGAUCUUGGUUUCUCAACAUCACAGCGUUUGGACUCCGGAUCAACUGACAGCCAAUCUGCUCAACCCAGGUGCCUGUCCUGUGCACACUAUUUCCAGUGUGCUCGAUGAAACCCCAUCCUCUUGUUUAAGUCCUGGGAUGUUGGCAAAGUGUUCAAAGUGUGCCACAAUCGGCGGGCGACCAAGCGAAUCAACCGCAACUCAAGGGACUUCUCUUUCAACUACUACGGGUGUUCACGGUCAAGAUAUGGAUAUUGAUCUUCCCAGAUUGGGCUCCCUCGCAACAUCAAGCUCUCGUCCUCAACCCCCACAGCAAGGUCUUACUCUGGCCCGUCAACGGCCAGCUCCUGGCGGUCUCAUCACCCCUCGCACGAUUCCACAGGUCCCUAAUACUAAUCAAGUGCAUGCAACAGCUCUCCUCACAAAUGAACACAGACUAGCUGUGGGAAUUGCCGAUUUGCUCAAGCGAUUUGCAAAUUGUUGUGCCGAACACUUUACCAAGUCUUGUGUGGUGCCUCGGAUGUCGGCGAUCCUUCGACGGAAAUGGAUACGCAAUGUGUGCUACCAAUGUGGACUAAGUGCUGGGGCAUUGGAUCUCUUUGUGUUUCAUGAGCCACCAGCAGGUGGCAAUUGCAGGUCGGGCAUGAGUGACACGGCACACGAAUUCUGUUGGUUUGUUUAUCAUCGUCGCCGGGAGUUGUUGGCAAGAUACUUUGAUGAUCCCCAGGCCCUAACCCCACGUGCCUUUGAGAUAAUGAGAGUAGUUAAUACCUAUCUUUCGAUGUAUUACGUGUACAUUGGACAUGAUGGUUCAUUGAGCCAUCUGGUACUCUCAGUUUCAAUGUGA
Molecule: messenger RNA, 2721 nt
Organism: Puccinia graminis f. sp. tritici CRL 75-36-700-3
Lineage: Eukaryota; Fungi; Basidiomycota; Pucciniomycetes; Pucciniales; Pucciniaceae
Exons: 5
Coding region: 1-2721 (906 amino acids)
Cellular component (GO): nucleus; chromosome
Molecular function (GO): nucleic acid binding; ATP binding
Source: RefSeq, a predicted model, not a curated record